Molecule: messenger RNA, 4761 nt
Organism: Nothoprocta perdicaria
Lineage: Eukaryota; Metazoa; Chordata; Aves; Tinamiformes; Tinamidae
Gene: RCBTB2
Product: RCC1 and BTB domain containing protein 2
Exons: 16
Coding region: 341-2032 (563 amino acids)
Molecular function (GO): protein binding
Source: RefSeq, a predicted model, not a curated record
CGGGAGGAGGAGCCGCCCCGGGGGCAGAAGAAAACCGCUAAUGAGCCCAGCAUCCUGCUGAACUGCCUUUCAGCACUGCAAGGAGUCGCAUUCAUCUUCGGCCAUCUGAAACACUUGACUGCUCUCAAAAGGGUCUGUGACUUCCUGCUCCAUCAGCAGAGGAGUAAAUGAAGAGCUGAGAUCUGUCAGGUUGCUGCCAGUGUUGGAUGGCCUAAUGGCUUUUCACUGUUUGCUCAAGCUGUGUAAUGAUGCAUUCUGAAGAAAAAGGAAAAAUUUUGAUCCAGGAGUGAAUAUGUAUUCUUAAAUCAAUUAUAGGUUUUUAGAAGGAACACCUUCGUAGAUGCAGACAUGUGGCAAUCAGGGUACACAGGCACAAAUCCAUAUGGAGGAUGAAUCUCCUCAAGGAGUCAGUGUCAAGGCUUUGGAGGCAACGUUAUUGUCUGUUCUGAAGAUGCUGGAUGUUGGGAAAUGGCCAAUUUUUUCUCUCUGUUCCCAAGAGGAGCUCAAAUUAAUUCGUCAAGCCUGUGUAUUUGGCAGUGCUGGUAAUGAAGUCUUGUAUGCAACUGAAAAUGAUGAGGUUUAUGUGCUUGGCACAAACUGCAGUGGGUGUCUGGGAACAGGUGACCUCCAGAGCACUAUGGAACCACGGAGAUUAGAUACUUUAUGUGGCAAAAAGAUAGCCUGCCUGAGCUAUGGAAGUGGCCCUCAUGUUGUUCUUGCUACAGAAGAAGGAGAAGUGUAUACAUGGGGACAUAAUGCCUAUAGUCAGUUGGGCAAUGGCACAACAAAUCAUGGUUUGAUUCCCUGUCAAGUSUCGACUAACUUGGUGACCAAGAAGGUCAUUGAAGUUGCCUGUGGCUCUCAUCAUUCUAUGGUGUUAACAUCUGAUGGAGAGGUGUAUACGUGGGGUUAUAAUAACUCGGGCCAGGUUGGAUCUGGUUCAACAGUUAAUCAACCCAUUCCUCGAAGAGUUACUGGCUGUCUGCAAAAUAAAGUAAUAGUUAAUAUAGCCUGUGGGCAGAUGUGCUCUAUGGCUGUUGUAGAAAAUGGAGAGGUUUAUGUGUGGGGUUACAACGGGAACGGGCAGCUGGGCCUGGGCAGCAGCGGCAACCAGCCGACCCCGUGCAGAAUAGCAGCUUUGCAGGGCGUUCGGGUGCAGCGGGUUGCCUGUGGCUAUGCACAUACGUUAGUGCUAACAGAUGAAGGUCAGAUUUAUGCCUGGGGAGCCAACUCAUAUGGCCAGUUAGGUACUGGGAAUAAAAGUAACCAGUCUUACCCUACAACAAUAAUUGUGGAUAAGGACAGGGUGGUGGAGAUCGCCGCGUGCCACUCCACGCACACGUCGGCCGCCAAGACGCAGAGCGGCCAGGUGUUCAUGUGGGGCCAGUGCCGCGGGCAGGCCGUGAUCCUGCCCCACCUCACGCACUUCGCCUGCACCGACGACGUGUUCGCCUGCUUCGCCACCCCCGCCGUCAUGUGGCGCCUGCUCUCCGUAGAGCCUGAUGACCAUCUGACAGUAGCCCAGUCGCUGAAGAAGGAAUUUGACAACCCUGAAACUGCAGACCUCAAGUUUCUAGUGGACGGAAAAUACAUUCAUGUUCACAAAGUUCUUCUCAAAAUUAGGUGUGAACAUUUUCGCUCCAUACUGAAUAGCGAUGAUGAAAUUAUAGAAAUGAAUGAAUUUUCUUAUCCUGUUUACCGAGCCUUCCUGGAAUACCUGUACACAGACAACAUUAGACUUUCCCCUGAAGAUGCAAUAGGGCUGCUAGAUUUGGCCACACUGUACAGAGAGAACAGAUUGAAAAAGCUUUGCCAGCAAACCAUCAAGCAAGGUAUYUGUGAGGAGAAUGCCAUUGCUCUUCUUUCAGCCGCUGUCAAAUAUGAGGCUCAGGACUUGGAGGAGUUUUGCUUCAGGUUCUGCAUAAACCACCUCACGGUUGUCACGCAGACGCCCGGCUUCGCAGAGAUGGACCACGACCUCCUCAAGAACUUCAUUAGCAAAGCGAGCCGCGUGGGCGCCUUCCGCAACUGAKGGCCCGCCGCCGCGGAGCGGGAGCGCCCGGACCCUCACGGGAAUUCCGGGAACGCGGCUCCUUGGCGGGCCGUGUCYGCGGGCAGAACGGCCAAGUUGGAGAGGGAGAGGUCAGUGCCCAUUGUCUUCGGAAACGGGGAAGGCCGCGAGGGAAGGGUUUUGUGAGGAGGGCUGCAGCACGGAUCAGGUUGUCUUUGCUUUGGCCAACGGUCAGAAUUUAACAACAAAAAUCUAAACCCGUAACUAGCAUUUUCCACUUGAAACCAAGGAAACUAAGUUCUCUUCGUCUUGCCUCCCGGAUUGUUUUAGACCAGCUGCAUCUGUAUUUAUGAGGCAGUGACCUGUUUGCUGCUAAAGCUUCCGUAGCCUCUGUCCAUCUCCAAACUAAGUUAAUGUAAUACAGUAGCCUUCUCUGUGCCUAGUUUAUCAUCCAGCGAAGGCAUAAACUUGUUUUUCUGCAUAAAUGAUAAAGUAAUAUAAAUUGUUUAGGAAGAGGAGUUUUCUAAUGGAUAGGAAGGUGUAUCUUGCUAGGUGUUUAUUUAUUUGGAGUGUAAAUGCUYCCUUAACCACCAAGRAGUUGAUUGGAUAUUCCAUUCAUUGCUCAGGACAGGGUUAAAAUUCUGCCUUUCAGUCACGCUAGGGCUGUUCCUUGACACCCUACGUGGCGCAGUAAAUGUUCAUAGUAUUUGUCCAGACAUAGAUUAUGUUGCUGUGUGUUUAUGUACCCAGAAAACUGUCUCGUUGCUUGUUACCAAGAAAAGGAAAUACGAACAAAUACGAAGGAAAGGGAAAUUCCACUUGAGGUCUGUGUGUUUGUUCCCCUAUUACCGUCCCCAGGCGCAAGCAAACGGGGGAAGACAGUGACGGGGCUGUGUGACUAAAUCAGGGGCUGAAUUCACACAUCUUGUGAGUUGGGUCUUCUAGCAGGGACAACUGCCCAGUAACUCCGAGAAGUUACCUCUAAAAGACCAGGUGAAGCAGCUUUAAACUCCCUCCUGCAGUAUUUUGUGACUGGAAAAGGCAAAAAUGUGGAUGGCUGUGCUCAGGAAACUGAUAUAUUUAGCGAUGCGGCCCUCGGUCACGGUUGUGGUCYGCCACCGAAUCCUUCGAGGACUUGGUGCAGUUGCUCCUCACAAAGCUGCUCGGAAGGACUUGAUUCCCAUAAAUAAUCUCACAGUUCUUAAUUCCCAUAAAUAUUCUCACACUCCUUUCUAAAGUGGAAGUAACUGUUCAUUGCUGUAUCCGAAGACCAUUUCCCAGGCCCUCCUGUUCCUUUGCAAGGAAGAGGAGCAUUAAGUCCUGGGAGAGGAAGAGGAGGAAGUGUCACCGUGUCCAUCCCUGCUGCUUUUGAGGGGAAGCUCGGCGGUGGGGCACAGGCAGUUGAUCUGAGCUUGGGAAAAGGGCCCAAAGUGAAUUAGGAUCRGGGUUGGAGCCAGAGCGGAGCGCGCCGCGCCUCUGCUCUCCUGGUUUGAGCCGGCCCGUGUAACCCCGGGCGGGAAUCCCCCCUGCCUCGCUAAUCCAGGCACCGCGGGGCAGAGUCCCGGCCCCUUCCACCCACGGAGGCUCCUGGCUCGGCGCGGUCCCCUCCCAGCGCGUUUAUGGCCCCACAAGCCAGGACCUGUGGCCGGGCACAGCCCAGCCCCAAGGCGCAGCCGGCCGGGUCGCGCCCCACGGCAAGGAGUGAUUUGGAGUGACAGCUCCUUGACGGAACAUCCCGUGAAACGGUGAUUCUCGCUGCUGUUAACUYGGCCUGUCGCCCUGCCAGCCUGCCUCCCGUUCCUAGCGGCCACGAGGCCCCUGCGGAAACGAGAGCCCUCAAAACGGUGCGUGUCCCCAGGGAGACCGUUUCGGCCUAGUAACACCAAGGCUGCCAUUUCUUCCCAAUUUAUUUCCUUCCUGCUCAUUACUKCCCACCUACUGUGCAAUUUACAGCCCCGUUUGGGUACUAUCAAAACCUCUAAUUUUCCAAAAAAAAAAAAUMAUCUGGAGACCAAAGCUCUGUCAUCAGUGCCACCUGCUCAGGCACAGAUAGGGGUUAUGUGACAGGGAUGUGAUAGUACUGCAUUCAUAGAGACAUUAGGUCCGUUUUUUUAGCUGUUAUUUGCACGCACUUUCCUUGGCAUUUAAAGGUCAAACUUAAAAAAAAAUACAAUCAUGGUCAAAGCGUAGGAGGUCCCAUUUGGAGACGUGGGCAUAAACACGCGCGAAACCCGGUGCUUCCAGGAAGCACGGGAGCUGUCAGAAGGAAUUAGGGAUGCGUUUUAGCAGUGCGAGCUGGUGUGCAACAAAGCGGUGGUUCUGGAGCUGGGAUCYUAAAUACCCGAGAGGUCCUUUUUUGAAUAAUUUUAGGACAAUUAGAACACCAGAAAACGCAAACACUGUCAAGCAUAAAAUGGGUCUGCGGGAUCCAGAGACAGAAGGAUCUUCCAUUUUAAACAAGGAGAAAAAAAAAAMCCCAUAACUUACUAAUUUAAAAAGAAUGGGAUUUGAAAGGGGAAAAAAAAAAGCACUUAAAUGAUCCUACUUAAGUGAUCCAUGUUAAGAUCCAGCACCGCUUUGUCAGCUAGUGCCAACCCUUGGAGAUUUUCAUUGUGUAAACUGCUGUUCCAUAURUAAGUUUUUAUAUGACCCAAGCCCUUUCAAUGGGCUUUCCUUGUAAAACACAGCACUUAGUUGCUUCAUAGAGGCAGGCGUCUUUAGCUGCCACCUGAUGAUGUCUCAUGUUUACA